Messenger RNA from Rangifer tarandus platyrhynchus (Svalbard reindeer), 414 nucleotides. Lineage: Eukaryota; Metazoa; Chordata; Mammalia; Artiodactyla; Cervidae. The record is from the annotation of a GenBank genome assembly.
AUGCCAGUGUGGGUCCCUAAAGUGACUCUGGACCACAGUCAUCUGAAUCUGCCCUGGCGGAGUGUCACUGGGAUUGUGUCCCAGUGGUUCAAGAGGUGCCUGCCCCAGCCAAGGUUUUCCACUCUCCUGCCUGUGUCUCUCUUCUUCCUCCUCUCGUUCAGUUCUUUCUGCUAUAACUUAUCCAAUAAUUAUUAUUCAUGUCUGCUCUGUGCCAGGAUUUAUGCUGGCACAGAUGAACAAUCACAGGCAUUGUCCCUGACCUCAUCGAGACUGCAGUCCUGUGGUCACACCAGGGAUCAUGCAAUUGACUGCUGUGUGAUAAGUGCCAUGAAGGAAACAUACACACAGAGAUGUGAGUUCAUCACCAAGCCCUCCCUUCCGCAUAGCGUCAAAUGUCGCCUCUGGGCAAAUUAA